Pelodiscus sinensis (Chinese soft-shelled turtle) is the source of this 1110-nucleotide messenger RNA. Lineage: Eukaryota; Metazoa; Chordata; Testudines; Trionychidae. The record is from RefSeq and is a predicted model, not a curated record.
AUGGAUUUCAGGAAGGCAGAUUCUGAUAAGCGCGGAGAGCUUGUGGUCUUCACGGAGAAGUCUGAUGAAAGAAUGCCUAAUAUAUUGAAUGCUAGUGGAAACGGGGACUUUUCCUACAACCACCAUCCAAGAACAGGAGCAAUAGGCAGUCAGGAAUACAUACGGUACAUAGAGGAGGCAUUGCUCUGCCUCACAGUUCAGCCUAUUCUCUUCUACUCCAUGUCAGAUUCUAACAUAACCAAGGUCAUCAAUCCUUCCACUUUCAUCCUGCAUUGCAUUCCUGGCCUGGAGACAGCCCAUGUCUGGAUCUCCAUCCCCUUCUACACCAUGUACAUUAUAGCCCUCUUGGGGAACUUCACCAUCCUGUGCAAUGUGAAGAUGGAGUUGAGCCUCCAGGGUUAUGGUUGCCACUCAACAUUUUUAUUCUGGUUCAAUUCAAGGGAGAUCGAUUUCAGUGCCUGCCUUGUGCAGCUGUACUUCAUUCACUGCUUCAUAAUAAUAGAAUCUGGGAUCCUCGUGGCCAUGGCUUUGGAUCGCUAUGUGGCCAUCUGCCAUCCCCUGCGACAUUCUACCAUCUUGACAAGUGCCACGGUGACCAAACUUGACCUGGCCGUGGUGCUGCGAGGUGCCUUGAUCAUAUUGCCCUGUGUCCUCCUGACAAGGCAGUGGUCAUACUGUAGAACUAACAUGGUUCCCCGGCCAUAUUGCGUGCACAUGCCGGUGGUAGGUCUGGCGUGUGGUGAUACCCGAGCCAGUAGUCACUACGGCCUCUUUGUGCUAUUCUGUCUGAGUGGUCUGGAUGUGUUUUUUAUUGUUGUGUCCUAUAUUCACAUCCUCAGGGCCAUCUUCAGACUCCCCACAACGGACGCCCGGCUCAAAACUUUCAGAACUUGCAUCUCCCACCUCUGUUCCAUUUUAGUGUUUCACAUCCCAGGUCUCUACUUCUCCCUUUCGGGACGAUUUGAGGAGAAGAAGCCUCACCCUGUCCAAGCUCUUAUUACCAUCAUGUACUACGUGAUGCCCCCCUCGCUAAACCCCAUCAUCUAUGGUGUGAUGAUUAAACAGAUCUGGGGUCGGAUGCUUCAUUUCUUUGUUCACAAAGGCUCCUAA